CUUUGGUAAUGGAGGCAUCUACAGCAGCCAGCAAGAGUCCCGAGUCCAUCGACCUUUCUGCUUCUUUCUAUGUGUACAUCGCAAUGGGAUUACUGGGGUUGCUCGGAAACACUUUUGUCUGCCUGGUGAUGCUGCGGUAUCCCAAGGUUUUCAAUUCCACAACCAACAAGCUCAUCCUGCAUCAAUCUGUGAUCGAUUUGGUGGCGUCUUUGGUUUUCCUUCUCCGCCGAUUUCUGGUGGUCUCAACACCGGUACCAGACGGUGUGGUUGGUUCACUCUAUUGCACUCUCUGGUGGUCUGAAUGGCCGCAGUACGGCAUGUUCGUUGCGUCCACCUACAAUCUGGUUGCGAUAUCUUUGGAGCGAUACGGGGCGACUUGUCACCCUGCCUGCCACCGUAACAGGCUGACAGGUAAACGUCUGAGCUGCACGAUGGUUGGUGUCUGGAUAUGUGGUUGGCUACCAGAGGCUCCUAUUUUGUGGACCACUUACAGUAGCAAUGAUUCCUGUCAUGCAACGUGGCCCAGUCAUCUCGUCCAAGCUGUUACAGGCAUCCUAAUUCUCCUCUGGGAACUUGUUAUUCCGAUUUCUAUCAUGAUCUUUGCCUACACAAAAGUUAGCUUGGAGCUCCGUAAGCGAUCUAAAGCUAGGGUCCGCAACAACGACGCCCGAAAGAUGUUGUCCAAAGCUAACAUGAAUGUCACCAAGACCCUGGUGGUCGUGGCUAUCUGCUUUGCUGUGUGCUGGAUACCGACCGAUGUGAACUACAUCUUGCUUAAUCUUGGGUUGAAUGGCAACUCAACCGAUAGCGUUUUCUACCAGGCUACGGGCGCAAUCGUCGUCAUCAACCUGUGCAUCAAUCCGAUCAUCUACUGCUUUACGUACGAUCGCUUUAAAAAACAGCUCAGGAAGAUGGUUUGUGGUGGCUGCAUCGGUCGCAGCAACCAAAUUGACACCUUGCGUUGA
Molecule: messenger RNA, 965 nt
Organism: Acanthaster planci (crown-of-thorns starfish)
Lineage: Eukaryota; Metazoa; Echinodermata; Asteroidea; Valvatida; Acanthasteridae
Product: nociceptin receptor-like
Source: RefSeq, a predicted model, not a curated record